Molecule: messenger RNA, 1776 nt
Organism: Polyodon spathula (Mississippi paddlefish)
Lineage: Eukaryota; Metazoa; Chordata; Actinopteri; Acipenseriformes; Polyodontidae
Product: probable G-protein coupled receptor 139
Exons: 3
Coding region: 132-1199 (355 amino acids)
Biological process (GO): G protein-coupled receptor signaling pathway
Cellular component (GO): membrane
Molecular function (GO): G protein-coupled receptor activity
Source: RefSeq, a predicted model, not a curated record
ACCUAGUAUACAGAUGUGUUUUACUACCUGCUGCUUGAUGUAUUCGUCAAGGUGAAAAUAGAGAUGUGACGUUGUAUAUUGCAAAGGAAUGUAUUGAUUAUGUCUCUGCCUGAGGCUACUGAAAAGCCUGGAUGAUGCCAACUACAAAUCUGCUAGUCACAUUUCAGAAGUUUUUUUACCCCAUACUAUCUGGUAUAGGGAUUCCAGUCAACCUCUUCACCUUCUAUAUGAUCAGGUUUCGCAAAUGUGAGAUGUCAGAAACAGCCAUAAUCUACCUUAGUGCCUUGGCCAUUGUAGAUUGCUUUUACCUGCUGUGGGUGGCACUUCUGGACCUGUCCCUAUCCUUUCUCCUAGAUCACCCUUUCUGGCACGCUUACCCUUGGUGUGGGAUCCUCACCUUCCUUGAGUAUGGCUCCUUGUUCAGCUCCACCUGGAUCGUGGUGGUUUUCACAAUAGAACGUUACCUUGUCCUGAGGAUGACAAAGGUCAAAAUGCACUUCUCUCACUCCAAAGCCACUGUGAGGAUCAUUCUUGCUGUGGUUCUGCUCUGUCACCUGGUGGCAAUUCCAGAUUACUGGAUCAACAGUGUCACAAUGUUUAACUACACAAGUGAUGGGACGAACGUCACCUUACCAAGGUGCUUCUAUGAAAACAACAUGUUCUCCACCAUGGUGGUCUGGAUCAACACCUUCAUUUCCGGAGGCAUCCCUUUCACCCUCAUUAUUGUUUUCAACUCUCUCAUUGGAUACCAUCUCACCCAGGCCAGCAAGAUGUUUACCAAGGAACAGCAGAGGAGCAUCAAAGGGGUUACCACCAAAGGCAUGGUCAGAAGGACCAUCCUGCUUCUCUUCACUGUCUCUUUUACCUUUGUUGCCUUGUGCCUCCCUCGCUUCGUGACCUACUGCAUCCUGAGGACUGAAUACAACUACCCAAAUUUCAACAGAGAUGACUACAACCUGUCUAUCAAUGUCUUUGGCGACAUUGCGAUCAUGCUGCAAAAUCUGAAUUCCACCACCAAUUUCCUCUUGUACUGCAUGGUGAGCAAGGGGUUCAGGCAGGAACUGAGGAAUCUGCUGAAACCCAACAGAAGAGUGAAAGAUCUGGGCUCCCAUUUCACUCAGACAACCAUGAAAGUCUUUUCGUUAACGGGUAGCAAAAUGCAUCGCUCCAGGGAUCCCGUCGAUGUUGUACAUAACUAGCAUGUGUAGACAAAACAGAGCCUCUUCUAAUUCAGGUUGCCUAACUAUCCGAAACUAAAGAUAUCCAUGUUAUAAUAAAACCUUACCUUCCGUAAUAAUACAAAAAUAACUACGUGUAGGUAAACUAACAUUUAGAAGAAAAAAACGCUGAGGAAGAUUAUUUUUCCAAAACAAAUGCAAAACAGAGUUGGACUUUAUUGCACUGAACUAAUACUAUGAGACAAGCCUCGCUAGCAGAACUACAAAGACCUUUAAGCUCAACAUAUACUACUGUGUAGUGUUGGGUCAGCACUCUAUUACCCUAUUAAUGAGCAUUUUGUGGUGGAAAACAGGGGAAAAAAUGAUAUAUUUCUGGUAUUAAGGUAAAAAAAAAAAAAAAAGGUGUCAGCUAUUCUCAAAGUUCUACUAACGCUGGGCGCAAACAUCUUUCAGCACUAUGCAUCAGACCAAAUCAACACAUUGCCCAACUUGUGACAGUUCAGGUUCACAUACUUCUUUCUAUCUGCCAUGUGAAAAAUAUGUUGGAUGUUAAAAGUAUUUUUAUAUUGUGUGUCAUUUUUGUACACUGCACCUAUAC